AGAUACUCCAUGCAGGUAGUCAUUUGGGAGGAUUUUUACAUGACACGCGGCUCUUGCUAACUCUCGUUCCAAUGAAAUCGGCUGAGCUGAUCUCAUGGAACCAGUACGUACUUUACAUGGAGAUAUCAGCUCCCAAUGCGGAGCUCAGACACUGAUAUGUGCCCGAAUUGUGGGUUGUGUGUAUGUGCCUAUUGUCAGUUACAUUCUGCCCGGUGCUGCUUCUUCUUCUAUUCUAGAUUGGCAUAUCAAGAGACAAUCAGGGCUGGCUGGAUGCUCUAAUAUAUGUAAUCCUGCAGUGAGGUAUUGGACAACGGACAGGCAACAGGGCCAACGAGAACGCCUAAAAUCUCAGUCUGUGUAUAUAUUCUUAGGCUAAUCAUAUGAAAGUAAGCGUAGUUAUUGUGGUAUACCGCUAACUUAUUUCCCAUCUGUGGCGUAAAAUAUAAGUCCAGUAACUUCCGACGAAGACGGAAUGCAC
This is a messenger RNA of Aspergillus alliaceus, 478 nucleotides long. RefSeq lists its product as uncharacterized. Bases 95 to 376 code for a protein of 93 amino acids. The record is from RefSeq and is a predicted model, not a curated record. The transcript has a single exon. NCBI's taxonomy places the organism in Eukaryota, Fungi, Ascomycota, Eurotiomycetes, Eurotiales, Aspergillaceae.